Medioppia subpectinata is the source of this 2439-nucleotide messenger RNA. The record is from the annotation of a GenBank genome assembly. NCBI's taxonomy places the organism in Eukaryota, Metazoa, Arthropoda, Arachnida, Sarcoptiformes, Oppiidae.
GCCAUUAAUAACGUGUCAUAUGUUUUAACGUAUGAUUUUGUUCAGCGAUUUUAAUGUUAGGCUUUUUUAAUUGUUUUUUAUUGUAAUUGAAAUCACAGUUUAGUUAUAAUUUAUAAAUAUUACACACAAUUAACGUAUGAUGUGUUCAACGCUUGAGUUGUCGUCCAUUAUUGCCAAACAAUUACCAAAUAUUGAUCAACACUUAACCAAUUAUAUCGUCGGUGUCCUGACGUGCGAUACGUUUGAUUCGGUGGACGAGAUAACGGAUGCGAUCGGCGAAGUACUCAAAUCGUGUUGCGUUGACUACGAGACCGACGCCGGAAACGAUGACCAAAUUGAGUCCCUUUGCGGACAACUCUUCGACGCCAUUAAUAUAAAUGUGAGCCAAACGAAUGGCUCCGAUUCGUCUAAACAGCGUCUCUUAGCGCCCGUCCAUUUGGGUUCAAUGGUGUCCCGAUUGGACGACUCGGCGACCGAUUGGAAGUCCAUCUGGACUCAGGGCCGCGAAAAGGAGACUCAAGUGGACAGCAAGAAGUUGGCCAAAGCUGAGGCCAAAAUCAAGCAAAAGAUUGAUAAAAGAGACGGCAAUACGGAUGCCUUCAAACCGAUCAUUCAAAUGGUGAAAGAGGCCACUGCGAAUCAACAAAUGUCCAAAAAGGACGUGAAGUCUGAGGCGAGGGGUAGUAAUAAAACCAAAGACAUUAAGAUUGACAACUUUGAUGUGGCUUUCGGUGAUCACGUUCUCCUCAAAUCAGCUCAACUCACACUCGGCUAUGGCCGUCGCUAUGGUCUGUGCGGUCGCAACGGUAUCGGAAAGUCGACAUUACUUCACAUGAUAUCGAACCGAUCGCUUGUGAUUCCCGGACACAUCUCUAUACUACACGUGGAACAGGAAGUGAUCGGAGACGACACACUGGCCAUCGAUUCGGUGCUGGAGUGCGAUGUCGUGCGCAAUGGUUUGUUGAACGAAGAGAAACAGUUGUCAGCCCUUAACGACCCAACGCCUGAACAAACGGAACGCUUGAGUGAAGUGUAUCAACAUUUGUCGGCCAUUGAGUCGGAUAAGGCGCCGGCGAGGGCUUCCAUCAUACUGUCGGGUCUGGGAUUCACGACUGAUAUGCAGAGACAGGAGACCAAAGCGUUUUCCGGCGGAUGGAGAAUGAGAAUAGCGUUGGCUCGAGCCCUGUUCUCGCGGCCCGAUCUGCUACUACUCGACGAGCCGACCAACAUGUUGGACAUGAAAGCCAUCAUUUGGUUGGAACAGUACCUCAUCAACGAAUGGGAGUCAACGCUAUUAGUGGUGUCACACGACCGCACAUUCCUGGCCUCAGUGCCCACAGAUGUGCUUCACUUUCAUUCGCAACGUUUAGACAAUUAUAGAGGAAAUUACGAACAAUUUGUCAAAUCGAUGGGAGAAAAGCUGAAGAAUCAAAUUAGAGAAUAUGAGGCACAACAGGCCUAUAAACAACACGUCCAGGAGUUCAUCGAUAAGUUUAGAUACAACGCCAAAAGGGCUUCACUCGUUCAGAGCAAAAUCAAAGCGUUGGAACGGCUGGAAGAGGUGGAGGCCGUGGAGAAAGAACCCGACGUUAUAUUUAGAUUCCCAGAGCCGGAAGCACUGAUACCACCGAUCCUGCAGUUAGAUGAGGCCACCUUUGCCUACGAAAAAGGGAAAGUGAUUUUGAAUAAAAUCAGUUUAAACGCUAACCUCGAGUCCAGAAUAUGUAUUGUCGGCGACAACGGGUCCGGAAAGACAACACUAUUGAAGCUAUUGACUGGAGAUCUGGACCCCACAAGUGGUAUACGACACGCGCACAGGAAUCUGGCCAUUGGCUACUUCAGCCAACACCACGUCGACCAGUUGUCUAUGAAUUUGUCUCCAUUACAGUUCAUGGCCUCUAAAUAUCCCGGAAAGAAUGAGGAGUACUAUCGCAGAUAUUUAGGCAGUUUUGGUAUAACCGGUGAUCUGAGUCUACAGUCGAUGGCCUCGCUAUCCGGUGGCCAGAAAUCGAGAGUCGCUUUCGCUAUCAUGACUCUAACGAACCCACAUUUGCUAAUACUUGACGAACCGACCAAUCAUUUAGACGUGGAAACAGUGGAAGCGUUGGCCAAAUCGUUGAACACAUACAAAGGGGGUGUGAUUUUGGUGACACACGACCAGCAAAUGAUUGAAUUGGUUUGCAAAGAGCUCUGGUAUUGCAAUAACAAAUCGGUCUCUUGUCUGGAGGGAGGGUUCGCAGAGUACAGGCAUAUAAUUGAAGCCGAUUUGGCGAACAUUAGAUAAGCAAUUAGCCGACAAUCGGUUUAGCAUUUAUUAAUAAUUAUUAAGUUAUUUAAGAGUUAUUUCAAAAUAAUUCAAAGCAUGAAUAUAAUAAUAGUAUGGUUUAUGUGAUUCCUAUUCUCUAUCUUAACUCUUCUCUCUCUCUCUAUUUCCCGACU